Patiria miniata (bat star) is the source of this 3404-nucleotide messenger RNA. RefSeq lists its product as uncharacterized. Bases 73 to 2622 code for a protein of 849 amino acids. NCBI's taxonomy places the organism in Eukaryota, Metazoa, Echinodermata, Asteroidea, Valvatida, Asterinidae. The record is from RefSeq and is a predicted model, not a curated record. The transcript is spliced from 12 exons.
UCCAACUCCUCCAUAAAGUGCCCUCCUUACCUAUACGUCUUCGAAAGAAAUUUGUUUGAUCACGUGGUGGACAUGACGUUAUUUUUGGCCGGUUUCACCUUUGUUCUUGUCAUAACGACGUUGGACAAAGCGCAAGGGGAACCUCUAAUUGCACCACUUUGCGUAAACCCAGUCACGUCUGACAUGGUAGCAUACGACCCGACACGAGAGAUGUGCUGCGAUGGAACGCUCCACGAUGUACGUACCACCACCGGACAAAACUGCUGCGGAAAGCAGAUUUUGGACAAUUUGUCUCACAUGUGUUGUGGUCAAGAGGCCAUUCCUAUCUACGAUAAGAAGCGGUGCUGCGGCGGGACGAUCGUGUACGACUCCGAAACGCAAAUGUGCUGCGGCAACAAUGUGUACGCCAAAUCUGAUGAUUACAAUAUGUGCUGUGGCAACUACCCAAUGAAUACCCUCCAGGACACGUGCUGCCAUGUGAUUGGCUCAUCGGGGUUGACGUCACUACCAAGCAAGGGCAGAGGUCAGUGUUGUGGUCUGGACCUGACCUAUGACCCCGAGACUCAGAUGUGCUGCCAGGGUCAGACUGAAGAUGCAAUAGUCAGUGAGGUUGUGCCCAAGAACGACGAAGUUGCGUGCUGCGGUGGUAGGGCUUACAGCACAUCGCACCAACUCUGCUGCGCGGGUAUCGUGCUGAACGCAACAUCGGGCCGAACCGAGUGUUGUGGCAACACAGCGUACAAUCCUGACAACGAACACUGUUGUGCUGAAACAGUGUUUCCUAUUGGACACGGCAAAUGUUGUGGCGACCGAGCCUACCAUCCCAGUGGAGCCUCCUGUUGCCAAGGAGUGUUGCAUGAUGGGAUACCUGAGGUUACCGGAGUCCAGGCAUGCUGCGGUCCUCUAUCAUAUCUGGAGAGCGAGUCCAUCUGCUGUGCCGGGGAGAUUCACGACAAGGCACCCGGUCUAGAAUGCUGCGGCAAGGACGCAUUCAACAGCAACACCCAGCUAUGUUGUGCCGGCAACAUCCUGCCCAAAUCCUCUCAAAAUGACGCGUGCUGCGGUCGAGCCUCCUACGACCUGAGCACGGAGACAUGCUGCACCGGCGGAGAUGGCGAGAGCGAUGGGCAGACAUUUCCCCUGGCGGGCGGACGGUGCUGCCACACCGAGCACGGCAACGUGGUAGCCUACGACCCCAGCAAAGCGACAUGUUGCACAGCAGGCAACAGAAAUGGAAUCCUGUACACGGAGGUAGCAGCGAACGCCAGCGUGUGUUGUGGCCGGUAUCUCCUGGACGAGAGCACGCACCUAUGCGACCCCAACGCUGGGCACCCCAUCAGAAAAGCCACCCCAGCUGACAACCAUGUCUGCAGCAACACAAACUGGCGUCGAUCCAGGACCUACAAUUCCAUCACUCAGGUUUGCAGCCGAGGGAGAAUCAGGUCCAAGAAUCGUGUGGUGAACCUGAAUGGCUGCGGUCCGUUCACCCGAGACCCUGACACGCAGAUCUGCUGCAUGGGCAGGAUCCAUCCCAACGAGGACAGACACGGUAAUCCGCGGUUCUGCUGUCGUCACAGCAUACGUUCCUAUGUGCCGCAGCACCAGACCUGCUGCAGUGGCCGUGUGGAUAACAUCCCAGCACAGACUUCAAAAUGCUGCAGAAACAAAGCGUACAACACCGCAACGCACACCUGUGAUCGCAAUGGAAUAGUCCGGCAAACUUCGGAGAUGGCCCUUUUCCCAUUGCUGUGUGGCAGUAAGCCCUACCAUCCCUCGGAACACGAGUGUUGCGGGGGAGUCCUAAUCGGGCCUGGCCAGACUUGCUGCCGAGGGGCUGUUUAUGAGACCAGUGACAGCCUCCUGGGUGAAGGACGGUGCUGUGGUGGGGUCAAAGGUUACAACCCAGGUCGUGACCUCUGCUGUGGGGACAUCAUACACGAAAAUGUUAACCAAGGCACACUUUGCUGUGGCUCUGAAACUUGGCAUCCUCAAGACUCCGACCACAUUUGCUGUGACGGAAGGCUCCAAUCAACAUCCGGGGGCGUCAGGAGGAGCUGCAGUGGAGGGACAGCAUACAACAUCAUGACAGAGACGGUGUGCGAUGGGGUUGUCCACCCUCAAUCGAAUGGUAUCUGCUGCGGGAAGUUCGUGUACGACGACAGCAGGGAGAUUUGCUGUCGAGAAAAUGUAUAUCCCAAAGAGACGCCACACACUCUGUGCUGCGGCGCGCUGACCUACGACCCAACAGAUUCCCAGCAAAGAUGCUGCGAUGGUAGCCUGCACAGAGAUACCAGCGGCUCCCGUUGCUGUGGCAACCAACUCUUUCACCCUAGCAACCAGUUGUGUUGUUUCCACACGGCAUCACACAGUGCGUCAUACAUACUGAGCGCCAAUGGGAACCGGAACUGCGGCAGUUUGCUUGACGCCCGUGGCACGAUGCACGUUAACUGUAGUGGAACGAUGCACGUCGCUACGGAAAAUGGGGAGUGUUGCCGAGACGCGUACAUAUCGGACGCCCAGACUCAGAUGUGUUGCGAAGGCAAUAUCGUGCCAAAACUCUACGGAGCGAACUCUAUAUGUUGUGGUGGUGCUGUUGUUGAUUCAGCAGUGACACGAUGCUAGGUGCGAAAUUCUGAGGUACUCUACCAGAGUUGGUAGAAUGCUUACCGUAAAUUGGGAUAGUCUUAAAGAAAAUAAUAUAGUUACUCACGUCCUAUACUUUGCUGCCAAACUGCUGUUGCUUUCCAUUAAUUCAAUCAAAAUUAAAUGUACUUUGCACAUCCGCAGAGCUACGUCCCUAAAUGUCAAAUACGUCGAGCAAACAUCCUUGUCCUUUGUUUUUGUUUAUCCAGGACAAACAUAAAUCCAAGACAGAGUUUAAUUUUCGUAUGGAUUAUCUGCAAAUCUAAAUUCGGUAUCUCAUGUUGAGAAAUGUGUGUAAUGUAUAUGCAUUGGUGCAUCCUCGACCCAAAUAAAAUUCAUUUUGAACAUGGCACACAAAACACAGUCUGUGCAUGGCUGACAACAGUUCAACUGUAUUUUCAAUAUUUUAUUUAUAGUAUUUAAUACAUUUAUUAGGCCCUAUAACCUGUUUUUAUAACGAGAAACUUCAAGGCCAGAUAAUUUUUAUUAGCAUAAUAUUUCAGAAAGCACAAAUGAUAAUAUAUAACUUAAAAGUUUUUAGGUUUAAAUUAUUGUUUCUGUAUUACAAUAGGCCAACCAUAUAAGCGCGUUUUCUGAGGACUGACAAUUUUCUUAAGAGUAACCAGUUUGCGAUUUUUUCAAAUUGUUGUUACAUAUUUGUAUACAAUCUAAUUUCGCUUAUAUACUGCACUAUUUCUGCUACUUGUAGCUCUUAUAAUUUGUACCAUAUAAUGAAGGGCACCAAUUUCGGUAUUAAAAAU